CUUACGUGUUUGCUUUCGAUAUAUUAUCGAAUGGAGAAUUUGGUUAAAGAUUGUGUUUAUGAUUGGAAUGUGUUUUGAGUCUUGCAGGCAAUUGGAAAGGACUUUGGUUAUUAUAAGAACACUCUUUUGUAGAGUGCUCUUCUCGCCUAUAUAACACAUCAUGUCUCUCAACGUUGAUCUUGACGUAUGUGUUUUGGAGAGACCCAAUGUGUGUUCUUUUAAAAAGAGGAGUUGCUCCAAGUUGAGUUGUUCCUUGACGAAGAAGAGAAGAAGUAGCAAGGUGAUGUCCGUGGAGAUCUUCGAGGAUGAGCAUGACGCGGAGGAGUUAAAGGUGGUUGAUGCAUUCCGCCAAGUGCUUAUUCUCGAUGAACUACUUCCGGACAAACAUGAUGAUUACCAUAUGAUGCUUAGGUCUAUCUUGGAAUAUAUCAUGCCAAUGUGCAUCUAUGUCCAUUAUUAGCUUGAAUGUUUCUUCAUUUUUCAGGUUUUUGAAGGCUAGAAAAUUUGAUCUUGAGAAAACAAAUCAAAUGUGGUCUGACAUGCUCCGAUGGAGGAAGGAGUUUGGUGCUGACACAGUUAUGGAGGAUUUUGAAUUUAAGGAAAUUGAUGAAGUGUUGAAAUACUACCCUCAAGGACACCAUGGAGUCGACAAGGAAGGAAGACCGGUGUACAUUGAGAGGCUAGGUCAAGUAGACUCUACCAAGUUGAUGCAAGUCACAACCAUGGAUAGAUAUGUGAACUACCAUGUGAUGGAGUUUGAGAGGACUUUCAAUGUUAAGUUCCCAGCAUGCUCCAUCGCGGCAAAGAAGCACAUUGAUCAAAGUACAACAAUUCUUGAUGUCCAAGGAGUGGGGCUGAAAAACUUCAACAAGGCAGCAAGGGAUUUGAUUACGCGUCUUCAAAAGGUCGAUGGUGACAACUAUCCAGAGACCUUGAACAGGAUGUUUAUCAUCAAUGCUGGCUCAGGAUUCAGGAUGUUGUGGAACACGGUUAAGUCUUUCCUUGACCCAAAGACUACAGCAAAGAUCCAUGUUCUUGGCAACAAGUACCAAAGCAAGUUGCUUGAAAUAAUUGAUGCUAGUGAGCUGCCUGAGUUCUUGGGAGGUUCUUGUACUUGUGCUGACAAUGGGGGUUGCAUGCGCUCGGACAAAGGACCAUGGAACAAUCCAGAUAUUAUGAAGAGAGUUAAUAAUGGUGACCACAUAUGCUCAAAGAGAUCUCAAGCUGAUAAUGCUGGAGAGAAUAUUAUCUCUCAGGGGAAUAACUCUGCAGUUGAGGAAGCUCCUGAAACUGACCAGUCACAGCCCUCUCCUUGUCAAAAUGUCGUGGUUGCUCAUCCAGCUUGGAACAUACCAGAAGCUCACAAAUUUUCCCUCUCAAAAAGGGAUGUUUACGCCAUUCAAGAAGCUUGCAAAGCUACAAAUGAAAGUGGAAGGUCUCCUAUUUUCACUGGAGUCAUGGCUUUUGUAAUGGGUGUAGUCACCAUGAUUAGAGUGACUAAAAACGUUCCAAGGAAGCUAACCGAGUCAACUAUAUACUCUAGCCCGGUUUACUGCGACGAAAACUCGAUGAACAAGAGCUCGAUGCAUGGGAAGAAAAUGGCAACAACAACCAUCUCAGGGGAAGAUUUCAUGGCGGUCAUGAAACGAAUGGCUGAGCUUGAGCAGAAAGUCACAAACUUGAGUGCACAGCCAGCAACUAUGCCUCCUGAAAAGGAAGAGAUGCUUAAUGCUGCCAUUAGCCGAGCCGAUUUCUUGGAACAAGAACUUGCUGCAACCAAGAAGGCUCUUGAUGAUUCUCUUACCCGACAAGAGGACCUUGUGGCAUACGUUGAGAGAAAGAAGAAGAAGAAGAAGCUGGUCCGCUUUCAAAUCAAUGCCUACUUAACUAAUUUUUGUUUUGGUGUUUAAAAUGGUGUUCUGUUUUACUUUUUAUCUCCAUGUGCAGUUCACUUGGUAAGUGAGGAACAUGAGGAAGAAGAAGCCUCUAGUGGAGUUAGAGGUGGCCAAUGCACUCAUGUCAUUAACUUAAAUCUUACAGUCACAUUAAAAUUAAGAGAAUCUCCAAAGAAAGAAUUUUGUUAUGUCUCUGUAUAUAUAUAUCAUCCUUAGAUGUUACCACUUAUCCGCAUCAUAUGCGAGAUCAUGUUUGAUUUGUACAAAAGAAAACAAUGAAUUUAUAAGAAAUAUAUUUUGUAAAGUAGUUUUGUACAAAAG
Molecule: messenger RNA, 2216 nt
Organism: Arabidopsis thaliana (thale cress)
Lineage: Eukaryota; Viridiplantae; Streptophyta; Magnoliopsida; Brassicales; Brassicaceae
Product: Sec14p-like phosphatidylinositol transfer family protein
Exons: 11
Coding region: 447-1910 (487 amino acids)
Biological process (GO): intermembrane lipid transfer
Cellular component (GO): Golgi membrane; plasma membrane
Source: RefSeq, marked reviewed